AUGUAUAAACUUAGAUUUUUUCUUUCUUGGAUUUUAUUUAAUUAUAUAACUAAUAUAAGUAGUUCAAAUUUUCAUUUUUUAAAAAUAAACGUAUGCCAUAAGAAUAUAAAUCUGAAAAAACGAAUCCUUAAUAACUAUUGUAAUGUCAUAUGUAAAAAGCAUAAGAAUUUGUUAUUUCAAAACAGUACAAAAAUAAAUAAAUUUAGUGGAAAAAGAAAAAAAAAAAUUAUAUUUCAAUUUAUUUUUAACAAUUUAAAAGAUGAUAAACGAAUAAAAUUUUUCAAGAAAUAUCUCUUUCCCGAUUUCUUAGAUAAUAAUGAUUGUCAAAUAAAAAGAAAUGGUAAUUUUGAUAAAAUGAAACUAAGUAAUAAAUCAAGCAACCAACUUAAUAGUACACAAAAAUGUUUAGACGAAAAAUUAGUUCAAUGUAGCUAUGAUAAAUUUAACAACAAUUUAAAAUAUUCAGAAAAUGAUUUAUAUAAUUUAAGAAAUUAUGAAAAAAAAAUAAAUAAAAAAAAUAUUCAUUCUAUUAUAUUAUGUGGAGGUACUGGCAAAAGAACUUCAUUAGCUACACCAAAGCAAUUUUUAAAGUUAAAUGACAUCCCCCUUUUUAUAUAUUCGUUUAACUUAUUUAUAAAAUGUAACUUUGUUAAAACUGUUACCAUUGUGUGCGAUUCAAAAUACUUUAAUUAUGCUAUUGAUAAUAUUAAUAUGUACAAUCCUAUCCUUUUAAAAAAAAAGAUGAAAAAUAAUUUUUUACAUAGUUACCCAAUUGGAAAUGUAGAAAACAAAGAAGCAAAUGACAAAGAUAAAAUAAGCAAUAAGGUUGAUAUUUCCAGUUUCUUAAAAAAAAAUGAAUAUAUUAUAUAUGACAAUGAAAAAAAUAAAUGUAUUUUUGAUAUAGAUGAAUUACUUGAUGAUAUAUUAAGAAAUAGAGAAAAUAUAAAAAAUGAUUUUAAUAUCAGUAAUGAGAUAAAUAAAAAAAAAAAUGAUAAAAUUAAAAUAAAAUUAAAAAAUAUUGAUGUUAAGAGAUAUAAAUUAAUAAGAAUUAUCCAAAGCGGAAAAGAGAGGUUAGAUUCGUUUUUAAAUGCCACUAAAAAAUUAGAUAUUUAUUUAAAUAAUCAAAUAUAUAUUUAUGAAUUAAUAAAGAAUUAUAUGGAAAACAGUGAACAAAGAAACAAUUAUGAAUUUGAAAAUUUAAUAGAAAAGGACAAAAGAAAUAUUUCAAAUGAUAAUGAAAUAAAUAAAAAUAUAGAAAAAAAAAAAAGGUAUAUAACAAAUAUAUUAAUUCAUGAUGGUGCUCGCCCAUUUUUAUCUGAAUUAGAUUUUUUUAAAUUAAUUUAUUAUUCUAGUUUAGGUAAAAAUGCAAUAUUAUGUGUUAAGGCGACAGAUACAGUAAAGUUAAUAAACAAUAAAAAACAAAAUAGUACUUUAUAUUUAAUUAAAAAAACUAUAAAAAGGGAUAGUAUUUUUCAGGCUCAAACACCUCAAAUUUUUGAUAGUAAAACAUUAUUAAGUGUUUUGCCUUUUUUUUUUUCUGACCAAACAAGGAAAAAAAAAAAAAGUAAUUUAAAAAAUAAACAAUUUACUGAUACGUCAUCUUUAUUUCAAUUUUUAACAAAAAAAAAAGUUUAUGCACUGCAAUCUACUUUUCCUAAUUUUAAAAUAACAACUCCGGCAGAUGUAUUUCAAUCUAUUUUUCUUAUGAAAUAUAUUUAUAAUUAUAAAUAUCUAAGUAUAGAUGAAAAUGUAUUUAAAGAAGAAUACAUAAAUUCUAAUUCAAGCAAUAUAUUGAAAAACCAAUUUAAUAACUUUUUUUAUUAUAAUUCAUUAAAUGAAAAACAAAAAAUAUUAUAUCAUAACUUUUAUUACAAGAAAAAAAAUAAAAUAAAAUAA
Molecule: messenger RNA, 1896 nt
Organism: Plasmodium gallinaceum
Lineage: Eukaryota; Apicomplexa; Aconoidasida; Haemosporida; Plasmodiidae
Gene: IspD
Product: 2-C-methyl-D-erythritol 4-phosphate, putative
Exons: 1
Coding region: 1-1896 (631 amino acids)
Biological process (GO): isoprenoid biosynthetic process
Molecular function (GO): 2-C-methyl-D-erythritol 4-phosphate cytidylyltransferase activity
Source: RefSeq, a predicted model, not a curated record